Ochotona princeps (American pika) is the source of this 655-nucleotide messenger RNA. RefSeq names its product paired box protein Pax-3. NCBI's taxonomy places the organism in Eukaryota, Metazoa, Chordata, Mammalia, Lagomorpha, Ochotonidae. The transcript is spliced from 4 exons. The record is from RefSeq and is a predicted model, not a curated record. The coding region runs from base 1 to 561 and encodes 186 amino acids.
AUGCCGACUCUGCCAACAUACCAGCUGUCGGAGACCUCUUACCAGCCCACAUCGAUUCCACAAGCUGUGUCGGAUCCCAGCAGCACUGUUCAUAGACCUCAGCCGCUUCCUCCUAGCACUGUACACCAAGGCACCAUUCCUUCGAACCCGGACAGCAGCUCUGCCUACUGCCUCCCCAGCACCAGGCAUGGAUUUUCCAGUUAUACAGACAGCUUUGUGCCUCCGUCAGGGCCUUCCAACCCCAUGAAUCCCACCAUUGGCAAUGGUCUUUCACCUCAGGUAAUGGGACUUCUGACCAACCAUGGUGGAGUACCUCAUCAGCCUCAAACAGAUUAUGCGCUCUCUCCUCUCACCGGGGGCCUGGAACCAACCACCACUGUGUCAGCCAGCUGCAGCCAGAGGCUAGACCACAUGAAGAGCUUGGACAGUCUGCCAACAUCUCAGUCCUAUUGUCCACCCACUUAUAGCACCACAGGCUACAGCAUGGACCCUGUCACAGGCUACCAAUAUGGGCAGUAUGGACAAAGUGCCUUUCAUUAUCUCAAGCCAGAUAUUGCGUAAGUGAACUGUCCACUUGGAGUGAAAACCGGCCCUGUUUCUGGUCUCUACAGCUUAGACAUGAAGAAUCUUCACAGAAAAAAAACAAAAACAAAAA